AUGCUAGUUUCCAAGAAAAGCCGCCGUAAUUCUAGGGAUGCGUCAAAGAAAGGAAAGUCUGAACAAAUCGUGGGGAGCGGAAGUCAAGAACAAGAAAGCAGGCACGGGAAAGGGGGAAUUAGAAUCAAAGAUGGAGAGGAGUCCCCGAUCUCAUCAGCGGGGGCGAAGAAUCAGGCCAACCAAUGGGCACAAGGACAAGAAAGGAAAGGGAAUACAAUCCGAAAUGACAAGGAAAUUUUGUCGACUGUGGGUAAGGGGGGUUCUAAAGGGAAAGAAGUUUUGCGGGAUGGCCAGGAUCUGGGUAAGGGGCUUUUGGGUUCCGGCCCAACCAAGGGACUAAACAUGACCGGUCGGCCUCCUCCCACUCUGGAUUCUAACAAAGCUUCUUCGUCAGCUCAAACUCCCGCUUCUCCUAAAGAGUUGGCUUCCCGGUCAAACCCUCUUGAUCCUCCUCAAGGAGCUGGGCCGUUGGCGGACAAGGGAUUAGGGCCCAUUAACCAACCAGCUAUCCAAAUGGUUGUCGGGCCAAACGACACCAAGAUGCAGAUCGUUUCAAUUUCUUCAUCCCCAAAGAUGAGUCGGCAACCCAACGCAAGGUCUCCAUUGGCGGCGGAGCGAACGAAAAGCAGAAAGGGCUCUCCGCGGCAGUCAAAGAAGGGAACCCCGGUGAAACUCCAGGCUUCGAAGGCUCUUCACGUAUGGUCCCCCGUGAAAGAUAGGAAAGUUAAAGCAAAAGCUCGGAUGGCGUCCCUUACUCUUCAAGAGAUCAACGCCUGGACUGGGGCGAUGAAAGAAGCUAAUUCGAGCCUGGACCAGACGGAUACCUGCUUAGUCCCGACGGAGAACUCUGCCUCGGUGGGAGACCCGGCCACUGCUCCUGCCUCUUCGAAUUAA
This is a messenger RNA of Linum trigynum, 894 nucleotides long. The record is from the annotation of a GenBank genome assembly. Lineage: Eukaryota; Viridiplantae; Streptophyta; Magnoliopsida; Malpighiales; Linaceae.